This is a messenger RNA of Podarcis lilfordi (Lilford's wall lizard), 27345 nucleotides long. The record is from the annotation of a GenBank genome assembly. NCBI's taxonomy places the organism in Eukaryota, Metazoa, Chordata, Lepidosauria, Squamata, Lacertidae.
AUGGACCCAGCCAGCUUCCUGCUGCUCUGUCUAUGGUCACUGUGGACCUUGGGAUGCAGCCAAGCAGCUACGCAAGCAGACUCGAUCAAGAUAGAAGGGGACAUCACGCUGGGAGGGCUGUUCCCCGUCCACUCCCGUGGCCCCGCUGGAGUGCCGUGCGGGGAAGUGAAGAAAGAGAAGGGAAUCCAUCGGAUGGAGGCCAUGCUGUACGCCCUGGACCAGAUCAACAGUGACCCCGACCUGCUUCCCAACAUGACGCUGGGCGCUCGCAUCCUGGACACCUGCUCCCGCGACACCUACGCCUUGGAGCAGUCGCUGACGUUUGUCCAGGCCCUGAUCCAGAAGGACACUUCCGGCGUGCGCUGCUCCAACGGGGAGCCACCCAUCAUCGCCAAGCCCGAGCGUGUGGUAGCUGUCAUUGGCGCCUCUGCCAGCUCUGUCUCUAUCAUGGUGGCCAAUGUGCUUCGCCUCUUUGCCGUGAGUAGAGGGGCAGGACUUGAAAAUGGCAUUUCCCCAGAAAAGGCCGAACAGCUAUGGGGUGGGGGGCACGGUAGGAAUGGGGGGAAAUCAUAGAAUUGCAGAGUUGGAAUGGACCACGAUGGUCAUUAGUCCAUCCCCCCGCAGUAUCGGAAUCUUUUGCCCAACAUGGAGCCAAACUCACGUAAUUCGCAGCUUUUGAAGCAAUAUGCGAACCAAAAGAAGAAAGCACCUAAUUGUCAACACAACCUACAACCUUUGAAUGGUUGUAAUAGUUCUCUGGCUUCAGUAUAUUCAAUUCAAUUCAAUCAGUUUAUUACAGUCAUAGACCAGCAGUCAGAGAAUAGAAUAUUAAGUGGAUAAAAAACAAAACUGAUAAUUAAAACAGAUAAAAACUAAAAACAAAUAAAAACAUUCAAUAAAACAACUAAAACUAAAAACAAAUAAAAACAUUCAAUAAAACAACUAAAACUAAAAACAAAUAAAAACAUUCAAUAAAAACAGACAAUUAAAACAAUGUACAACAAUGAAUUUAGACACACUGUGCAUAUAUUGAAAUGAGCUCUUCUUAGCCAUUGGCUUAGCUCAUGUUGUUGUUGUUUAGUCAUUUAGUCGUGUCUGACUCUUCGUGACCCCCUGGACCAGAGCACGCCAGGCACUCCUGUCUUCCACUGCCUCCCGCAGUUUGGUCAAACUCAUGCUGGUAGCUUCGAGAACACUGUCCAACCAUCUCGUCCUCUGUCGUCCCCUUCUCCUUGUGCCCUCCAUCUUUCCCAACAUCAGGGUCUUUUCCAUGGAGUCUUCUCUUCUCAUGAGGUGGCCAAAGUAUUGGAGCCUCAUCUUCAGGAUCUGUCCUUCCAGUGAGCACUCAGGGCUGAUUUCCUUCAGAAUGGAGAGGUUUGAUCUUCUUGCAGUCCAUGGGACUUUCAAGAGUCUCCCCCAGCACCAGAAUUCAAAAGCAUCAAUUCUUCGGCGAUCGGCUUAGCUCAUACCCUCCAACAUUUGUCCAAUGAAAAUAGGGACGUCCCAUUCCAUACUGAUAAUUUUACUGUUUAUAUCCCACACAUCUUACUGGGUUGCCCCAGCCACUCUGGGCAGCUUCCAACAUAUAUAAAACAUAACAAAACUUUAAACAGAAAAAAACCUUCCCUUUACAGGAUUGUCUUCAGACGGUCACGGGUCAGAUAACUCCAUACCCUCCAGCAUUUCUCUAAUGGAAAUAGGGACAUUCUAAGGAAAAGCAGGAUCAAAUCAGAAACCGCGAUGGCUUCUCUAAAUCAGGGGUGUCCCUGGAAAACAGGGACCCUUGGAGGGUCUGUUAGGUGAUGUGUGUUAUUGGGUGUUCAGAAACAUUCCAACUGCUCAGAAGUCAGCACACUGGUUAAGAACCAGAAUCAGGUCCUAAGAAGGGAGAAACAUCUCUAUCAAAGUGACAAUCAACUGCUACUAUACCAGGAAUGGGGAAUCUGUGGCCUUUCAGAUGUUGUUGGGCACCAACUCCCAUUAGCUCCAGGCAGCAUGGCCAAUGGUCAUCAUGGACAGUGGAAGUUGAACAACAUCUAGAACAAGGCUGAGAGAGUUUUUCUGAAUGGAGGAGAGAGAGAGAGAGAGAGAGAGAGAGAGAGAGCACGCUAAAAACUGAUGUCCUGUGUACAGAUGUCUGAUGCUGCCCGAAACGUGGGUGCCUGGGAAUUUUGGCAUUCAUGUUUUUAAAAAGUUCCUAGUCCUCAUGUUUGUGGAGAUGUGUUUGAAUAACACAGGACUGAAACUUCUAAAUUUAGUUGGGAACUUCUCCCUUUCUCAUGGCUUCCUCCUUUAUACCCUUGCUGCUCCUGCACUUCAUAGCCACAUAGUUAUGGUAGCUAAAGAGCUUUAAAAGUACAGAACUUUUAUAUUUGCAAAUACAUCGGAGAGGAGAGUGUGCAUAGGUUGGGGACUGAACGUUCAUUUUCUCCAGCAAAUAUGGGGAGAAAAGCAAUGGUACCGAGCGUUUGAUACCAGACCUUAAAGACUACCAUCUCUUUUUAACUCAACUCCUGUGCCUUUAACCCAUGAGGCAGAAAACCAACAGGCAAAGUACUUCCUGGCAUGAAAUGUGAUGAUUGGAGAGAUUCACCUGUUGAAUUUCUGCCUGUCACGCUGCACUUAAAAGCACAGCAGGAGCCCUGCAAGCAGAGAGAAAUUGAGGCAAGCCUCCCUGAGCACUUGAUCAUGGAUGAGUAGCCCAGUCACACAUAAACACACGCCUGACCUUUUAACUAUACUCAGCUGGGAGUCUCUGGGGUGGUGGGGGGUAGCAGGGUCAGUUUGAGCUGUAGGACAGAUGGCUUUUCCCUGACACGCCAGAUUUGGCAGAGGUGCUUAGCAGCUGCCUAGGGAGGGAAGCUAGAACAGGCAGGGCUGGUAAAAGGGGCAAGGGAGGUGGGCUUGGGUGGAAGGGUGGGCAAUAGUUGCAAGGCAGAUAAGUGAGUGUGGCAGGGAGCCAGGCACCACCAGAACACCACCUUAAAACCAUUACAAACUGCAGGAAUUUGGGGCAUCUGCACCACCACACAGCUCCACCCCACCCCCCUUGUUUCCCUUAACCUCCAGCCCAAUGAAGCGUUCUGCGGAACCUGGAAGCUUGCUCAUUAUUUUGUGUCAUUUUGCACAACGUCAAAGGAAGGUGCUGCCCUGUUGUGAUUUCGGGAUCAUGGGGCUCGUAGCCAGAUGCAUGAACGCAAUGCGAUGGACCUGCAUGUUUAUCCAUGGGGGCCCUUCCCCACACCCCACACCAGGGGUCAGCAAACUUUUUCAGCAGGGGGCCGGUCCACUAUCCCUCAGACCUUGUGGGGGGCCGGACUAUAUUUUGGGGAAAAAAUAUGAACGAAUUAUUAUGCCCCACAAAUAACCCAGAGAUGCAUUUUAAAGAAAAGCACACAUUCUAUUCAUGUAAAAAGACGCUAUAAUAAUAAUAAUUUAUUAUUUAUACCCCGCCCAUCUGGCUGAGUUUCCCCAGCCACUCUGGGCGGCUUCCAAUCAAGUGUUAAAAACAAUACAGCAUUAAAUAUUAAAAACUUCCCUAAAACAGGGCUGCCUUCAGAUGUCUUUUAAAAAGAAGAUAGCUGCUUAUUUGCUUCACAUCUGAAGGGAGGGCAUUCCACAGGGCGGGCGCCACUACCGAGAAGGCCCUCUGUCUGGUUCCCUGUAACCUCAUUUCUCGCAAUGAGGGAACCGCCAGAAGGCCAUUCGGUGCUGGAUCUCAGUGUCCGGGCUGGACGAUGGGGGUGGAGACGCUCCUUCAGGUAUACAGGACCGAGGCCGUUUAGGGCUUUAAAGGUCAGCACCAACACUUUGAAUUGUGCUCGGAAACGUACUGGGAGCCUAGAAUGUCCCUAUUUCCAUUAGAGAAAUGCUGGUAGUAUGGAGUUAUCUGACCCCUGACCAUCUGAAGGCAAUCCUGUAAAGGGAUUUUUUUUUAUGUUUAAUGUUUUAUUAUGUUUUAUAUAUGUUGGAAGCUGCCCGGAGUGGCUGGGUAAACUCAGCCAGAUGGGCAGGGUAUAAACAGUAAAAUUAUCAGUAUGGAAUGGGACGUCCCUAUUUUCAUACGCUGAUUACCAGACCGUCCGCAGGCUGGAUUUAGAAGGCGAUUGGGCCAAAUCCGGCCCCCAGGCCUUAGUUUGCCUACCCAUGCCCCAACUACAUUGGGGCUGCAGGAGGUGGGGAGAGACAGUGCAAAGCUUUCCUGCCUGCUGGGCUCGCCUCAUCCUUGUACUUUGGGGUUUUUGGAUUUUUUUAAGCAUGCACAUUCAUUGCCUCCAUGCCAUUAACACCAUAUCUUGUUUGAUCCUUCAAUGGACACAGAGAAAUGGAGGCAGACACAGAGAAUGAACUUUCAAUGGUUAAUGGUUGAGCAACCUUUUUUUACUAUUAGCCAACACCCCAAGCCUUUCUAGAAACAGCUGAUUCAUCAAGGCCAGCCCUACCAUUAGGUAGAUUCCUUAAGUGGCAGGUGGGAGGGAGGGCAGGUAGAGCCAUACAUGCCACACGGUCUACCCAGUGCCUCCAAUGUCUGCUGAAAUGGGUGGCGAUGGGUGCCAUCUUGCUGUUCCCCUCAAGCAGCAAAAUGCCUAGGAGCGGGGGUGGGGGACGUUUUUCAGCCUGGGGGCCACACUUCCCCAAAAGCAACCUUCUAGGGACUGCUUGCCAGGGACAGGCAGGGAAAGAGUUGGCCGGGCAACAGAUAGUUAGAUGGUUAGAACUAAUGACUGAUAACUAGUACCAGCCCCAAGGAGCAACCAAUUUGUAUCAAGUGUUCUUGAGUUUGCAGGAGCUGAGAACCGCAAAGGAGGACCCAGGGGCUAUAGGGACCUGCUGCUCCCUCCAUGUGACUUCACAAGACACACCCAAAAAUCAUGAGCACAAGGGAGUCCUGAAGGAUGCUCACAGGGGAAAGAGCCUGAGAUGCAAACCUAACAAUUAAACCCCUGGUGUUGCAAGCAAAUAUCAGUAAUAUCCAAAGGCAACAUGAUGACCAAGUACAACAAUGCGAUGUCAAUAUAAACUCUUUAUAUAAUCUAUACAGAACAUUGAACAAUAUGAAAUAUGCACUCUCUGCAAAACCAAAUAAACAAUGCUGCCGAAGUGGUCCUCAAACAGAUGUAGUGAACAGUGAUUCCAGAUAUACCCACUGUUUCGUGGAAUUCUUCUUCAGCACAGCAGAAGGAUACAGAAAUGCUUCAAAAACUGCAAUUGAAUUAUUGAAAUGAUGACCUUCAUCAGCAUUGGACGUCAUAAAACAAAGCUUUACUGCUUGUUUCCUCCAGAUAAGAAUCUGACCCAGUGCUUCUUACAGAGACUUGCAUAGCCCACAAAGACGUUCAGAGACCUAUAACAUUUAUGUUUAUUUGGUUCUAUAUUUUGAAGAGAAUCCAUCAAGAGUGCAUAUUCUGUGACUUUCAGAGAUUUAGAAGAAUUCUGUUUAUUUGGUUUUGCAGAGAGUGCAUAUUUCAUAUAUUUCAUAUUGUUCAAUGUUCUGUAUAGAUUAUAUAAAGAGUUUAUAUUGACAUUGCAUUGUUGCACUUGGGCAUGUGUUGCCUUUGGAUAUUACUGAGAUGCAGACCUGCCUGCCUUGUCCACAUUCUUGCUAUGCAGAUCUAGGUAAAUGUGCUGUUCCACACAUGGGUCCUGCUGAGCAGCCUCAGCCUUGCAAGCUCCCCCCCCCUUCCCCAGCCUCAGCUGUCCCUGACUGGAGCUGCUGCUGCUCAUUUUGCUAAAACCCCUCUAAUCCCCAUCACUAAUCGCUUUAAUGGGGCUUCUCACAGACCCAGCGAGGGCGGGAAGCAGAGACAUGCUGUGGAAAGGGAAAUGGGACAAUUUGGUGCAGCUAGGAGAGGAGGACGGGGGUGGGUGGGGGGCAGGAUAAUGGAAGCCAGCAUUCUCACUGGGAAACUGGAUUUUGGUGAGGGGAACCAGGAGUCCUGGGAUCCAUCUGCCUCAAAGAUUGGGAGACGAUCCAGGAGACAUGGGUUAGAAUUGGGAAAGAGCCAAGAUGAUCAGCUCAGUUCUGUUGGAUGCCCUCUGCCCUCAGUUUCCUCACGCUGCCCCCAAAAUCUGGUAUAAAACACCACUCUAAUCUCUGCCUUCCAUUUCCCAUUUAGCAUUUCUGUAAUAAUUAUCCACAGACAAGCACAACAGCGCUAUGAUAUAUGCCAGCUGUCCCCACCCUGGUGCUCUCCAAAUGGUUUGGGCUACAUCUUGCAGCAUCGCUGACCAUUAUCCAUUGAGCUUCAUCAUGGGUUUUGCACUGCAGCCUCCUGCAUCUUCUAAACCCAACACUCAGUCCUCUUCUAUCAGGGUAGCUCCGGCAGCUAUUUUUCCGCUGCCUGGCCUGGUGCACAGCCUCUCAGGUUGCUUCCAUGCUACAGGCCCUUUAACUUCUGCAAUCAGCUGGAAGAGGGAUUGUGCACUAUGUCCACAUGGCACUAUGUUAAAUGGCAAUCUCCUUCCCCAUGGUCAAAAUCUUUCUCAAACGUUUACUUGCAAUUGAGUGAUAUCCACCAAUGUCCCCUGUAAUGUUAAUUGGUAGCUUCUUCUUUUCACAUUCUGCUCAUUUUAUUCCUUCCUGUUCUACACAGCUGGAAGUUUUGUGAUGCACUGCCCCUCAAUAAGUCAGGUUCUUUUUACUAUUAUGCAGGGAGAGCUUUAAUUACAGGCUUCCUUUCACUAUUAUUUUUCUUUUAUAGCAAAAUAACUAUUUUUCUUUAAAAGAAAAGAAACUGGUUUAUUAACUGCACCACCACUAGGCAGGAAACAGAAGCUACCUACCAAUUAAGGGUCUCUGCGGGUGGCGCUGUGGGUUAAACCACAGAGCCUAGGACUUGCCUAUCAGAAGGUCGGCGGUUUGAAUCCCCGCGACGGGGAUUCCCAGGGGGAAGGUAAACGGCGUUUCCGUGAGCUGCUCUGGUUCGCCAGAAGCGGCUUAGUCCUGCUGGCCACAUGACCCGGAAGCUGUAUGCCGGCUCCCUCGGCCAAUAAAGCGAGAUGAGCGCCGCAACGCCAGAGUCGGCCAUGACUGGACCUAAUGGUCAGGGGUCCCUUUGGACAGGAGCAAUUGAUCUCUAACCACCUGGCAGCACUGAACAGGAAGUGAUAAACAGCACAGAACCUACAAAGAGGAAGCUUUUAAUCAGAGGCACAGUAGUUAAAAGCCUCAAUAGCAUUUUGACUGCCUACAGUUGGCAGGCAGGUGCUGCAAUUAUGCUUUAUUGCAACCCUGCCCCUGAAAACCCCCUCAAAGUGUGUGGGGGGGAUGCAGAAAACACUGGAUUGGAAGAGGAGUAUCAUGAUGUAAUCUUCAUUCUCUGAGAGGGGGAAAAGGCAAUAUGAAAGAAAGGGGCUAAUCUGGAAGCUUUCCUGAUCUCAUCUGCUAGCAGCUAGGGAAUGCAAUGCAUAUGAAAAAGAAAGCAUAUUCCAGAACCUAGAACUGAGCCUCACAUACCUCAUUGCCCUGUUACAGCAUCUUUGGGUUUGAAUGGUUUCCUCCACUAGUCUGGAAUUGUUUUGACAAUACAUAUUUAUAGGCUGGUACUUGGUUUCCUGUUUCAAGUGAAUCAUCCUUUUCAAUUCUAUGAUAACAAAGCUUGGGUAUUAAGUGCGCACACUGGGGCCAGACUAGAAACACUGUGUUUCCCAUGUGACAUAUAGAUGCUUCAAUCUGCUCUGGAAUUUGGCAUGGCAAUGAUAGUACCCCAUAGAAUUGUUGUUGUUACUAUUACUAUUAUAUAGGUUUCUUACUCACCCUUCAUAAUGAGGUCCCAGGGUGAGUAGCAACCAUUUUAAAAUACAGUAUUAAAAUACUGAUUGGCUAACCUUUGGUUAGAGGGACGCGGGUGGCGCUGUGGGUUAAACCACAGAGCCUAGGACUAGCUGAUCAGAAGGUCGGCGGUUCGAAUCCCCGUGACGGGGUGAGCUCCCGUUGCUCAGUCCCUGCUCCUCCCAACCUAGCAGUUCGAAAGCAUGUCAAAGUGCAAGUAGAUAAAUAUACCGCUCCGGCGGGAAGGUAUACGGCGUUUCCAUGUGCUGCUCUGGUUAGCCAGAAGCGGCUUAGUCAUGCUGGCCACAUGACCCAGAACUGUACACCGGCUCCCUCGGCCAAUAAAGCGAGAUGAGCACCACAACCCCAGAGUCGGCCACGACUGGACCUAAUGGUCAGGGGUCCCUUUACCUUUACCUUUGGUUAGCAUAUUUGUGAAUUGCUGCGUUCAGCCACUGGAAAGUACAGCAGCCCAUUAUCUAUAAGGGUCAAUUCAUAUGUAAUAAUUUACAGAUUUUUAUAUUUUAUUAGGUUUAUGUUACAUACACUCAGUGCUUUUUUUUCUAAAAAAAAUGUUUAGGAGUACUCUCAUCUUCAAAUAUCUCAAGGGCUGUCACAUGGAAGAGGGAAGAAGCUUGUUUUCUCCUGCUCUUGGGGUUGGGGUAGGACAUGAACCAAUAAAUUUAAGUUACCAGAAGGGAGAUUCCAACUAAACAUCAGGAAUAACUUUCUGACAGUAAGAGCUGUUUGACAGCGGAAUAUUGGGAGCUUGUGAACCCUCCUCCCUUGGACGUUUUUAAGUAGAGGUUGGAUGGCCACCUGGCCUGGCUGCUUUAGUUGAGAUUCCCAUAUUGCAGGGGGUCAGGCUAGAUGAGUCUUGGGGAUCCCUUCCAACUCUAAUUCUAUGAUUCUAAUGGAGAAGGGAAGGAUAUUCCAGGCCUAGAGAGGCCUGAGAGCAAGUCUGUAGCAUAAUUAGGGUAGGACAAUGUACCAGCAGCUAGCGAUUCCCAGUGUGGUGUAGUGGUUCAGAGCGGUGGACUCGUAAUCUGGUGAACCGGGUUCACUUCCCCACUCCUCCACGUGCAGCUGCUGGGUGACCUUGGGCUAGUCACACUUCUCUGAAGUCUCUCAGCCCCACUCACCUCACAGAGUGUUUGUUGUGGGGGAGGAAGGGAAAGGAGAUUGUGAGCCACUUUGAGAUUCCUUAAGGACCCCUGACCAUUAGGCCCAGUCAUGGCAGACUCUGGGGUUGCAGCGCUCAUCUUGCUUUACUGGCCGAGGGAGCCGGCGUACAGCUUCUGGGUCAUGUGGCCAGCAUGACUAAGCCGCUUCUGGCGAACCAACCAGAGCAGCGCACGGAAACGCCGUUUACCUUCCCGCUGGAGCAGUACCUAUUUAUCUACUUGCACUUUGACGUGCUUUCGAACAGCUAGGUUGGCAGGAGCAGGGACCAAACAACAGGAGCUCACCCCGUCGUGGGGAUUCGAACCGCCGACCUUCUGAUCGGCAAGUCCUAGGCUCUGUGGUUUAACCCACAGCGCCACCCACGUCCCACUUUGAGACUCCUUAGGAUAUUGAUAAAACAGGAUAUCAAAUCCAAACUCUUCUUCUUCUCUCCACCCCUCCAGAUACCCCAGAUCAGCUACGCCUCCACGGCGCCUGAGCUCAGUGACAGCAACCGCUAUGAUUAUUUCUCCCGCGUGGUUCCUCCGGACUCCUACCAGGCCCAGGCCAUGCUGGACAUUGUCAAAGCCAUGGGCUGGAAUUACGUCUCCACGCUGGCCUCCGAGGGCAACUACGGCGAGAGCGGUGUCGAUGCCUUCAUGCAAAUCUCCCGCGAGGCUGGUGAGCCAGAGGAUACCUGACGGGUGAGGUGGGGGGGCAGCAGAGCCAGGAGGAGGAGAACCCAGAGAGACCUUUCAGCUUGAGCCGCCACUUUCCUCCGGGAGAAACUGCGGUUUGGCGCUGAUUCAGAACAAACGGCAAUCGGGUUUUCUGCAGCUUGCCGUCUGUUCCGAUUGAGCACCAAAGAGAGGGUUUUCCAGGAGGAAGCAGCGGGGAAAAGGCAAAAGUGCUCAGAAAGCACAGGGCAAGCAGAAGGGACAAGCAGAAACAGCGCCUUCAAGGAAGGUGUUCGAUGAUCGUAAAACGGUCCAGGAAGUGGCGGUGGCAGAGGAGGACAGAGCAGGAGGGGGGGAAGGUGAGAGGGGAGUUAGCAGGUGGGUGGGGAAGCUGUGGUGGCAGCAACAGGAUGGUAUCCCAGCAUCCCAGCGUGCACCGUCACAAAAAAAGCACUGAGCAGAAGUGUUGACAGGCCCUUGGCCAAACACCCAUGGGUGCAAUAACUAUGCCUGACAUAUUCUGGAGUGUUUGUGGGGAGGGGGAGAAGACACAUGCCAGUCAUGGGCAUAAAGGCAGGAGUCUACUUCCCCAUACCUACCUGUCUUUAUAUAGUUAGAGAAUAUCUAUCUAAGAAAAGAUGUCAUCAUGCAGCUGUUUGUGCCCAACUGCAGCUUAGGGACGGAACAGCAGGCAGCACAGGCAGGUGAGAUUGCAAAUGGGGGCCAGCUGCCUAGGAUAGUAGCUACACGGGAGCCACCAGGAUGGGCCAGGCAGGGGUGUAGGAAGGGAGGGCGGUUCGCCCCGGGUUCCAUCAUGGUGGGGGGUGUCAAAAAGGAAGAAUUACUGCCCUGCUAGGGGGGUUCAUUAAAAAAAAAUGCCUGCUCCAAAGGUCUUAACUUACUACACUAGGGAUUAUAUAGCUAUAUCUGAAUUUUCAUGCAUAUCAGUUAAUAUCUUGACCCUCCUCCACGAAGAUAACUGUUUACUUGGCUGUUUUCAUACGUUGUGAAGGCUGAAAUUUCAAUUCAGUGGAGCCAAAACACAAUCCAUCCUGUAGAUUUAAGUAUCUGUCCACAGUCCCCUCCUUGUUAUCAGAGGCCCAUAAUCCACAUUCCUUUGUAAGAAAAUAUGAAAUAACAUAAAACUAUUUUUGCAGGCAAAAAAAAAAAAUCAAUGCGGGGGUGUCACAAGAAAUUUUCCGCACCGGGUACCACCUGACCUUCCUACGCCUUUGGGACCAGGGCAGCUCCAGCAACCUCACACUGAUGAGAAAAAAGCAGUGGGGAGGGGGACAUUUUAAAGAGGGAAGUGUGCUGAAGAGAAAGGCUCACGAGUCCUUUCCUCCCACAGUUCCACUUUGCAGGAGUGUCUCUAGCCUGUGGCUCUCCAGCUGCAGACGUUUAAGUGCCGGACUAGGACCUGGGUUCAAAUGCCCUCUCAGCCAUGAAUCCCAUUAGGUGACCUUGGGCCGGUCUCUCAGCCCAACCUACCUCACAGGGUUGUUGCGAGUAUAACAAUGGAGAGGGGGGGAUGCGGGUCCGAAACCCUGAGCUCUUUGGAGAAAAGGUGGGGUAGAAAUUAAAUUAAAUGAAUAAUAAACUCCCGUAAGGCCUAGCAAACAUGGCCAGUGGUCACGGGAGCUGUAGUCCAGCAAUUUCUGGAGGUCCUUGCCUGCUCUGAGCAGUGGCAGCUGCCUAGGAGUCCAAGCAAGGCUCUGUCAUAUCCCCUGGCACCUCGUCCUUUCUGUAAUGGAGGUGCUAGAGACUUAAUCUGGGAUCCGUCAGGCUCCUCCCAAUCGGUUCCUGAAGCUUUCUUACACCUGUCAGGUGGAGUCUGUAUCGCCCAAUCCAUCAAGAUCCCACGAGAACCCAAGCCGGGAGAGUUUGACAAAAUGAUCAAGAGGCUGAUGGAGACCCCCAACGCUCGUGGCAUCAUCAUCUUCGCCAACGAGGAUGACAUCAAGUGAGUGUGCCGUUAGCGGCAAGGCACAACGCUUCCUCCAGAGGGAGCGUUGGGUGAGGUAUUACCGUACUUUUCCAUGUACAAUACUAGGUUUUUUUACUUUAAAAUUAUGUGAAAAACUGCGGGUCGUCUUAUACACGGGGCAAUCUCACCCCUAUUUUCUUAAAUUGGAGUCCUAAAAAUAGGGGGCGUCUUAUACAUGUGGGUGUCUUAUACACGGAAAAAUAUGGUAACUCUCGCUUUCCCCCCCCCAUGCGCCCCCUGCAGGCGAGUGCUGGAGGCUGCACGCCGGGCCAAUCUGACCGGCCAGUUCCUGUGGGUCGGAUCCGACAGCUGGGGCUCCAAGAUCUCUCCUAUUCUGAAGCAAGAAGAGGUGGCUGAAGGAGCUGUCACCAUCCUACCCAAGCGAGCUUCUGUGGAAGGUAGGCAACAAGGGGGCACUGGGGCCAAUCGUAGUGGGAGAGAGUAUAACAGGCAGAUGUAGACCCCACACCUUUUUGCACAGAAUGUUUUGGGACAUGGGACCUCAGCUGACCCUCAUUCUUCCCAUUGCUUUAUUUCUCACCCGAAGACACUUGCUUUCUAAAUUUAAUCUGCUCGUAAGCACCGCACCAUAAUUGCCCUGGUUGAGAAUACGAAAAGGCGCUAAAGGACAUUAAGUGGUAGCUAAUCCAUUUUAAGGGGAUCCUGGGUCUGUGACUUAACACACUUGCAAACCAGCCAUUCAUAGCUAUGAGGAAAGACUCUCCAUUCACUUUUGCUGCCUGCUUGAGGGUUUUAAUCUGCGAGUGACUCUGAGUACGGGACCAUGGCUGGCAGUCAUUCUGAAUUUAUUCCUCUGGAACCAAAAUAGAGGAAUGGAAAGAUCAGGGAGCCUGAACAAAUAUUUGCUUGGAGGGUAGACUGACUAUUUCUGUAGAAAUAGGAUCUUAUGACUUGGGCUGCCAUUUUUAUUCACUUGACAGCAGCCUAUGAUGCAGGCAGAAAUCAACAGGUGCAACUUUUCCCUGUCUCAGCAGCUCUAGGCUGAGCAAAGCUGGUUGAUUUCUGCCUGUUCUGGGCUGGGGAACUGUAGUCCUUCAGAUGUUGUUGGACUACAACUCCCAUGAUCCCUGAUUGUUGGCCAUUAUAUCUAGGGCUGAUUGGAUCCAGAGGUCAAUAACCUCAAGGACACACACAGAGAUUUCCCAUCCCUGCCUUAGAUAAGAUAGAAGGGCUUAUAACGCAGGGGGCCUGAUCUCCUGGCAACCUUCACCCCCCUACAGGAUCACACAGCAUUUUAGAAAUAAAGUACUGUAAAGGUUGGAUUGCCAGCUGACUAGAGAAAAAGUCAGCUUGGUUGGCUAUUGGACCUUUAAUAGCAGGAUGAUCUGCUGAAAUCAGUAGGUGAAACUUUUCUUGCAUGGAUGGAGAGAAUAUUAUCAGCUGCUAAUGUCUACAGAGGGACGCGGGUGGCACUGUGGGUUAAACCACAGAGCCUAGGACUUGCCGAUCAGAAGGUUGGCGGUUCGAAUCCCUGCGACGGGGUGAGCUCCCAUUGCUCAGUCCCUGCUCCUGCCAACCUAGCAGUUCGAAAGCACAUUAAAGUGCAAGUAGAUAAACAGGUACCGCUCCAGCGGGAAGGUAAACGGCGUUUCCAUGCACUACUCUGGUUCGCCAGAAGCGGCUUAGUCAGGCUGGCCACAUGACCCGGAAGCUGUACGCCGGCUCCCUCAGCUAAUAAAGCAAGAUAAGCACCGCAACCCUAGAGUCAGCCACGACUGGACCUAAUGGUCAGGGGUCCCUUUACCUUUAUCUUAAUGUCUUCAGAGGUCAAGCUCCUAUUACAGCUGCAGCUACGGAGGCUGGUGAAAAAGUUGGCAAUGCAGUAGAAGGAUGCCUACAAAGGCCAUGACCUCCCUGUUUUCUCCCCCAAGGUUUUGACCAGUACUUCACCACACGCUCCUUGGAGAACAAUCGGCGCAACAUCUGGUUUGCUGAGUACUGGGAGGAAGAUUUCCGAUGUAAACUGACUCGUCCAGGGUUGCAGCCUGAUGAAGGGGCACGGAAAUGUACUGGUAUGGAGGCUUUGGGAGAGAGCUUAAAACAAGGCAGGGUGGUACCAGGGAUGGGGUAGGAAUUCAAGUAAGUUCUCAUUUGAAGAUGAACCUACCAUGGAAUCAUAGAAUCAUAUAGUUAAGGGACCCUGAGGGUCAUCUAGUCCAACCCCCUGCAAUGCAGGAAUCUCAGCUAAAGCAUCCACGACAGAUGGCCAUCCAGCCUCUGCUUAAAAAUCUCCAAUGAAGGAGAGUCCAUUCCACCCUCAAACAGCUCUUUCUGUCCUGUUCUUCCUGGUGUUUAGUUGGAAUCGCCCUUCUUGUAACUUGACGUCACUGGUUUGAAUCCUACCCUCCAGAGCAGUAAAAAACAAACUUGUUCCUUCUUCCAUGUGACAGUCCUUGAGAUAGUUGAUGAUGUCUAUCACAUCUCUUCUCAGUCACCGCUUUUUCAGGCUAAACAUGCCCAGCUCCUUCAACCAUUCCUCGUGGUUUGGUUUCCAAAUUUGCACUUUCAGAAACCAUAUGUGAACCAAAACACGGGCAUCCUUCAAAAUUUGCAGUGCAGCUGUUCAGCCAAAUAAUAUGUACAAAAUGCAUAUGCUAAGUAACAGUGUGCAUAAAAAUGCAUGUAUUUGUGAAAACAACAUACAAACACGCAUUAUAUUAGGAAAAUUUGCUUUGCAAAAAUGUGCGUGGUAGGCAAAAUUGUGCUUAUUGGGAGAAGUAUGCAGUUGAAAUGCCAACACAUUCUUGUGAGGAUUUUUAUUUUAAAAUCAUAAAUUGCUGCAGAAAUGUGGGGAGUUGAAGUUAGAAUGCAGAAAUGCGAACAACUUCAGGGUGAGAAAGUGAGAGAACCAAAAGUGACAGAUCCAUCUGUUCCUUCGAAGAUACAUGGAACAGCUGUUGCCAAGUGCUCCCCAUUCACCUGGUUCACAACUAUUUCCUUGCAGCCUGGCUGUGCACUAAUCCCUAUUUUUGAGAGGCAGAGGUGUUAGAAAGGGAAUAUUAUCGGGGAGCUGCAGGGCCUGGGUUUAUUUCACCGCUCUGCAGGGAAUGGAGGGGAUUAGAUUUCCAAGUGGUGCCAUCCCAACCCCAACCCUUCCACAGAAUGUCAAAGUACUGGUUUUCCCUGCCUGGAGCCCCCAAAUCCAGCCUCCCCUGGCUGAGAUAGACUCGGGUUGAAUCUGGCAUUUCUCUGAGGGUUCUGCUAUUGCCAUUAUCACAAAGGUUCCCAAUUCUUCUCACAUUCUCUCCUGAGCUUCUGCCUGGACCCAAACCCCUCCAUCUUGCCUGACAAAACUGACAAUGUUUGGGGGUUUGUUUGUUUUCCUUCUCAGCUGACACCCAGCUGUAGCUGAAAUUAUCAGUAUGGUGCUGAAUUCUUUGAUCAAAGGAUGUGCAUCGUAAAAUAAUGAGAUGUCUGAGUUAUUACAGGAAAUAAAUUUAUAUUAUUACAGGGAAUACAUUGUUACUUGGAAAUAAAACCAGCAAACGUCUGUAGCCAACAAAAAAAAUUUACUGGCCCACUUGCCCACAAUAUACAGUCAUACCUCAGGUUGAAUAUGCUUCAUGUUGAGCGCGUUCAAGUUGCGCUCCACGGCAACCCGGAAGUAAUGGAGCGCGUUACUUCUGGGUUUUGCCGCUCGCACAUGCGCAGAUGCUCAAAAUGCCGUCACAUGCAUGCGCAGAAGCGGCGAAAAGCGACGCGUGUGUGCACAGACAUGCCAUCGCUAGUUACGUUUGCUUCAGGAUGCGAACGGGGCUCCGGAACAGAUCCCGUUCACAUCCCGAGGUACCACUGUACAUAAGUUGGCUACCUGUGGCCUAAAAUUGGGAACUUUUUCUAAAGUUUCCUUCUUUGCCCACCUGGAGGCAAUUCAUACCCACAAGGGGCAAACAAGAGUCUCCUGCCUCUUUCCCAUCUCGCUUAUUCAGCUUAAUUAAAGUCGAAAGUACAUAAUCCUAGUGAGCAAUGACUAAAGUGGUUAUCCUGGUUUUGUUGCCUGCCUUAAAGUUAAUCUUACUAUUUGUCUGUGUGGCAACUAUUGUUUCACAGGAGGUGCUGAUUAGAUUUUACUGGUAACUAGAUUACAUGUGCUGAUCUUUACACAAAGUAUUAGGAGCUCAGGAUAACUUCCAAGACACACACUGCUUCCGAGGUCAAGAAAGAUAAUAACGGAGAUCUCUGUCAUAUUAAGUUAUGCCAGCAUUUCCCCAGGCCAUGAUCUACACUGCAGCAAUAGACCAUGGCAAAAGUUUCAGAGUAACACUCACCUAUUCGCAGUUGCACUCCAGCUCCCACCCUCUUCCUCGGCCCUUGGCUGAUUGGAGCUGAUGGGAGCUGGGAGUCCAGAGAGCCACAGCUUCCCUUCCCAUUGUCAUACUCUAAGUAGACUCAUCAUUGGCUCUCACCCCUCUGUGCUUGGUUCUGAUCCACAUUUUACCCUUCCCCCGCCACAGGCGAAGAGCGGAUUGGAAGAGACGCAACGUACGAACAAGAAGGGAAGGUGCAGUUUGUCAUUGACGCCGUCUAUGCCAUGGCUCACGCCUUGCACAACAUGCACCUGGACCUCUGCCCAGGCCACAUCGGGGUGUGUGAAAAGAUGGACCCCAUCCAUGGCCAGACUCUGCUGCGCUACAUCCUCGCCGUCAACUUCAAUGGUGAGAUGGGCAGAGUCCCUUUGACUGCAGUAGUGUUGGGUUGCUUCACCUGGCCUCAAAUACAAAGGGCCCUUUUAAAGAUUUGCAUGCAUUUAAGACUGAGAAUUGUCUAGUGCUGGGCCAACUCAAGAGUAGGUCAACUGAAAUGAAGGAACCUAAGUGAGCCGGGUGUGUCAGGUUAGGAGCAUCCUAGACCCUAAGAUUUCAGGGCCAAAGCUUGAGAUCUGGGGACGGCCCCCAGUGAUGUCACAGGAGCAGCCCAAAUCAAAGACAUCCCCACCCACCUGGAGACUCAAGGCCACCAUCUGCCAACAGGCAAGGGAACCUGAAGCCUUCAGGUCAGAUCUGGAAGUCUGGAAACCCAAGCAUUGAGCUAACAACAGAGGCUGGUUUGGCCAGUUCAGUAGAUCUCUUCUACAGCAAACUCCCAUCUUACAGAUACUAGAUACAGGCUUGGUUGGGACCUGCAGGCCUCAUCCAAACCAACCCCCAAUCCUAUAACAGUCUGAAGAGCCCUGCUGGCAUCCAUCCCAUCUAACUCAGGACCCAGUAACUCACAGUGGACAGUCAGACACCACAAUGAAGUCUCCCACUGCUCUUCCAGCAACUGGUAAUUUAGAACUGUGUUGCCGUGUUGCCCUUGAAGGUAUCAUAAGCCAUCAUGUUGAUAGCCCCGCCCUCCUUGAAUUUGUCUAACCCCCUUGGAGAGCCAUCUCAUUCAAGAGAGGUAGUGAGCAUCCUGCUUGCAGUAACCCUCCCCUUCCUACAGGCAGCGCUGGGACACCUGUGAUGUUCAACGAGAACGGAGAUGCGCCCGGCCGCUAUGACAUCUUCCAGUACCAGCUGACAAACACCACGACCCCCGGGUACAAGGCGAUUGGGCAGUGGACAGAAUACCUACGUCUGAACGUGAGUGACCCAAGCAUAGCACUAGAGGUUGCUGUGGGGCCUGGAACACAGUGAGGAUUUGGUCAGGAAUCUGUGUUCUCAUUGGCAGCCACAUCAUGUUGCAUUCUGACACCAUCAGACCAGGAUAUUUGAGGUGCAGAAAAAGGCCAGAGUGCAACACAGUCCUGCAUAUGCAAGGCAGGAACGCAGCAUGGUCUCUAGGACAAACCACUCUGCCCUCUAUAUCUCUAUGGUGCCUAGAUCUAUUUGCCUAUUAUUGGUUGCCUCACAGGUCAUUCAGUCGGUGGCCUGGCUUUGCCUCCUCACCUGCUCUUCCCCACCCCUCUUUUUUGAAUGGGGAGAACCCAUACUCUUUUCUGCUAAGUUCUCAUUCAAAGCCCAGGCCCACAACUCACAACUCACCUUCCAGCCCAGAACCCAUCACAUUGUUCUCCAUGGAAGUUGUCCUUCAAGCUUGUGCUUGAAGGCUGCACAAGUCCUAUAGCCUCUUCUUUCUUCUUCUUCUUCUUCUUCUUCUUCUUCUUCUUCUUCUUCUUCUUCUUCUUCUUCUUCUUUAAAUGCACCACAUUGGUUCAGCACUGUCCAUGACAACCAUGGUUUGCAAGACCCAUAUACCUGGAAAGCCCAUAACCAUGUUUCCAAUUUGUUGUACAUUUGGGCAGUGUGUUCAUGGCAAUUUCCUCUGUCAGGCUGGCAUUCUUUGCAGAUGGUGCACCUGUGUCUCAUGGUCAUUGAAGAAACAUUUUAGUAGAGGAGGCGUUUCCACCUAAAACAUAAUAAAGAUACAAAAAAAGAUACAAAUAAAAAAAUACAGCAACAACACCCAGCCAACAACCCCCCCUAAGCAAUACCCCCUUUGCUGUUCAGCACCCUCAUCUUUUGUAGCUGGAGUCAGUGAGGGCCCUGCCCUCUCAGGCCAGGUGGGAACAAGCCAGCCGGUUUCCCAGGACUCACAGCCACAUGAAUAAUUCUCUGCAGAGGUGUUUUAAAAGUGUUCUGCUUUUAAGAAAUACUUUCCACAAUGACCUUUAGGUGCUCAGGAAGCCCUGAGAGUCUACUAUGGAACCCCCUGUUUGUUACAAAGGAUUCUGGGGCAUGCUCUGUGAUACACUUGGUUCACAGGAAGGCCUCCACAGGUUGGGCCUCUCUGGCCUGGAUGACAUUGCAGAAGAUGGCCAGUAAACUCUGUCAGGGAAGCUUCUCCACAAUUACUGGUCCUCUCACUGGUUAAUCCAGGGACAGGGAACCUUUGACCGUCCAGAGAAGUUGCUGGACUUCCAUAAUCCCUAGUCACUGGCUGAGCUGGCUGGGGUUGAUGGGAGCUGGAGUCCAACAUCUGGAGAGCCAACAUCUGGAGAGCUUAAUCCUUGAUACGCUUCCUGGAAAUGCUCAUGUUCCUUGAACCACUGCUCUGUGGCUCCCAUCUUGUUUAUGUAUCUCCCUCUAUAGAUUGAUGACAUGCAGUGGUCAGGUGGCCAGAAGGAGAUCCCGUCCUCCGUGUGCAGCCUUCCCUGCAAUCCCGGCGAGAGGAAGAAGAUGGUGAAGGGCGUGCCCUGCUGCUGGCACUGUGAACUGUGCGACGGCUACCAGUACCAGCUGGAUGAGUUCAACUGCGAGAUGUGCCCCUUUGACAUGCGGCCCAACCGUAACCGCACGGCUUGUCGCCCGACCCCCAUCGUCAAGCUGGAGUGGAGCUCCCCCUGGGCCGUUCUGCCCAUCUUCUUGGCCAUGGUGGGCAUCCUUGGCACCAUCUUCAUCAUCAUCACUUUCAUCCGCUUCAACGACACGCCCAUCGUCCGAGCCUCUGGCCGCGAGCUGAGCUACGUGCUGCUCACAGGGAUCUUUCUGAUCUACACCAUCACUUUCCUGAUGAUUGCGGAGCCUGGCAUUGGCGUCUGUGCCUUACGGCGCCUCUUCCUGGGCUUGGGCAUGGCCAUUAGCUACUCUGCUCUGUUGACCAAAACCAACCGCAUCUACCGCAUCUUUGAGCAAGGCAAGAAGUCGGUGACGCCACCCAAAUUCAUCAGUCCCACCUCCCAGCUAGUCAUCACCUUCAGCCUCAUUUCAAUCCAGAUAGUGGCUGUGGUCAUCUGGCUGGGGGUCGCACCUCCCCACAGCAUCAUUGACUAUGAAGAGCAGCGCACGCCCAACCCGGAGUUUGCCCAGGGGGUGCUCAAAUGUGACAUGUCAGACUUGUCCAUCAUCUCCUGCCUCAGCUACAGUAUCAUCUUGAUGGUCACCUGCACAGUCUAUGCCAUCAAGGCCCGUGGUGUGCCAGAGAACUUCAAUGAGGCCAAGCCCAUUGGCUUCACCAUGUACACGACCUGCAUUGUCUGGCUAGCCUUUGUGCCCAUCUUCUUUGGCACAGCGCAGUCAGCAGAGAAGGUGGGAAUAACCAGGCCAAGAAGUGGGAAACCGGGUAGGCGUGGCAGGGGUCGGGUUAAGCAGAGCACAAGGACCAAGCUAUUUAUUUACAUCUAGAGGCCACCUUUAUCUUCCAAUGAUCUCAAGGUGGUGUACAUAGUUCUCCUCCCCAUUCCAUCCCCACAACAACCCUGUGAGGUAGGUUAGCCUAGAAGAUGGUGACUGGCCCAUGGUCACCCAGUGAGCUUCAUGGCUGAGUGGGGAUUUGAACCCUGCUCUCCCACAUCAUAGUCCAACACUCUAACCAUUACACCACACUGGCUAGAGGAUAACAUGUGAGAAGUUAUUGAUAACAGCAGCAGAAAGGGAAGGGAUGUUUUUCCCUUCUGCCUUUUGUCCAGUCAGAAUUGCCCUCUCCAGGCUGCCUUUCCCUCCUCAGGGAACCCUCUGUCUUUUCAGUUAAAAAACAAACCCAAACGCCCAAUUUCAGGAGACUGUUCACACAUCUGCUAUAUAUUGUAUGGUUUGGCCCUAGGAGCUCAAACAGGCAGGCAGAAGCUCUCUAUGAAACGUUUCUUGCUGGGCUGUACCAAUUCAGAUUGCAGGUAGGAAGUGGGAUGGGCACUUUCCUGAAACAGUAUGAGAACUAAAACACAAGCACCUUUCAAAACUUGCAUUUCUCUGAAUUUUGCAAUGCCAAAUAAUGGUUACAAAAAUGCAUAGAAUUAGGGGGACGUGCACAUAAAAGUGCAUGUUAGUGAAGACAGCUCACAGAAAUGCAUUCUAUUAGGCAAAACUGCUUUGCAAAAAUCUGUAUAUUAGGGGAAAUUGCAUACAAAACUGUUCAUAUUAGGAAAAAUACACACUUAAAGUGCUGGUGAAUUUUCAUGGGAUCUUAAAACUAAGAGAAACCAAAAUUGACAGAGUGGCCAAUUUCUAGUUGAGACUUUAUUACCCACAUUUGCAUAUGUAAUACCUACUGUUUUGUCCCUUGUUGAGUUAACCUGAGCUGGUCACAAUUUCUCAGCCUAGCCAACCUUACAGGGUUGUUGUGAGGGAAGAGGCAGGAUAACCCCACAUCUGCUGCCCUGAGCUGUCUGGAGGGAGGAAUACCAUUGCAAUAAAGCAAGCAGGACGGGAACUUAGAGCAAUGACCCACCCCCAAGCCUUCCUCCAGUUCUGCGCUCCUGGGAUUUAAAUGUCACAACAUUUCCUGAACUAUCGAGUCUGUCAUUCUCAGAGGGUGUGCAGCGAGAGAGCUGCUAGGGGUGCCGUGAUAAGUCACAUUCAUUCAGUAAUUAACGGUUGCCUAGGAGCGCAAUGUGCCUGCCUGGCGCAUCUCUGCACAAGCCGGUCCCUCUCGCCUUUUUGCCUCCCACCCAGUUCGGCAACUCAUGUAGUGAGUGAGACAGAUUUCUCUCCAGGUGGUUAAAUCCUGACUCUGCCCCAUUUCCAAAGUGAACCUUCUCUGGUAUAAAGGUGAGGCAUGCCUCUGAUUUCAAUCCAGGGCAGAGGUGGGGGAACAAGGGUUAGCUCUCAAAAGGUUGGGGUGUGAUGGACUUCAGUAAUCCAGGCAGACUCAUAUGAGCUGACAUGGCGCACCAGGACAGCCUGAUCCAGUCCCAAGUUAUAUAAUAAUAAUAAUAAUUUAUUAUUUAUACCCCGCCCAUCUGGCUGGGCUUCCCCAGCCACUCUGGGCAGCUUCCAACAAAAUAUUAAAAUACCAUAAUACAUCAAACAUUAAAAGCUUCCCUAAACAGGGCUGCCUUCAGAUGUCUUUUAAAGAUAAGAUAGCUGCUUAUUUCCUUCACAUCUGAAGGGAGGGCGUUCCACAGGGCGGGCGCCACUACCGAGAAGGCCCUCUGUCUGGUUCCCUGUAACCUCACUUCUUGCAAUGAGGGAACCGCCAGAAGGCCCUUGGUGCUGGAUCUCAGUGUCCGGGCUGAACGAUGGGGGUGGAGACGCUCCUUCAGUUGGGUGUCUCUUAGGGCCCCUUCCGGGCAAGGGUGCCAGUUCCUGGGGGCUGAAGCACUAUGGGCCCCCAACCCUUUUUAAGGAGGCCAGGGGCUCCCUCCAUAUUCAGAGGGCCCCAUGUGCAAUGUCAGGACAUUGUGUCAGGCCCCUUCAAUCAUUUGGAGAAGCUUCCAUAUCAGAGAUGAUUUGUGCUCAUGAUCCUACCGGGGCAGUCAGACACAAUCCUGCUUUAAAUUCUGUGCCGGCCUGCAAAUGUUUUGGGAUUGUUACACAGCUUCAUUUCCUAUUUGUGCAUAUCCGGUCACUUCCUGCUAAAAUCCUGCAACUUUUCAAACUAUUAAUGUUUGAGGCUGGGGGUGGGGGUGGGGGUGGGGUGGGGAGCUCCUGCUACAGCCCCUCCAGACAGCAAUAAUGUGUUAGCAUUGAGAAAGCAGCUAGUUAAGCGGAACAAAUCUGCCACCAAUACACUAUUAUCGCGUCAAGAAGGUGUUGCAGAAUGGGCCCACAAUAAAGCACCAUUCCAGAAGGGUCUUAAGUCCACUGACAUCAACAGUCUUAGGCAUCAAACAUUUAAAACUUCCCUAAACAGGACUGCCUUCAGAUGUCUUCUAUAAGUCAGAUAGUUGUUUAUUUCCUUGACAUCUGAUGGGAGGGCAUUCCACAGGGUGGGUGCCACUACCGAGAAGGCCCUCUGCCUGGUUCCCUGUACCUUCACUUCUCACAGUGAGGGAACCACCAGAAGGCCCUCGGAGCUGGACCUCAGUGUCUGAGCUGAAUGAAGUGGCCCCAAUCCAGUAGAGGGAGAAAAGAUAGCCCUCCUACUUUCUUGGCCAGCCUCCCGUUCUUCUCCCUGCCAGAUCUACAUUCAGACGACGACUCUGACCAUCUCGAUGAGCCUGAGCGCAUAUGUGUCGCUGGGGAUGCUCUACGUGCCCAAGGUGUACGUCAUCAUCUUCCACCCAGAGCAGAACGUGCAGAAGCGGAAGCGCAGCUUCAAGGCAGCAGCCACGGCCGUCAACGCCUCCACAAGGCUCUCGCAGAAAGGGGCGCAGAACGGCGAGAGCAAAGACGAGAAGCCGGACAGUAAGUAGCCAGAAAGUAGGUAUCGCUGUCUUAUUUUCUUUUUCGAUGGCCCCUUCCUGACGUGCCUCAAUUGACCUCCGUCUGCCCUGUAAGUACCACCCCCUCCCUUCUGCCAACCCCAAGAUGUUCCCACUCUUCCCAGUACCACCACCGCUGUGCCUUUGGGCCUGACAGAAACGGGGGCUUUCUGCCCCCCGUUGUUUGGAGGAAAGGCCAACUUUGAUCUUUUUCUCUCUCUCAUUCCUCAUUGCAGUAACACACCAGAGCCAAAAUAGCCUCGACGUGAAAGGAAGUGUGCUCUUAAACUUCAGCCCCACUGGUUAAAAAAAUUCCAUCACUAAAAAUGGGCCUUACCAAUUAAUCAACUGACAUUUUCCUUGAUUAAUCUAUCAGUUUAAGUUUUCAGACCUAACAGGAAAUCCUGAAGAGCUGGGGAGAGUUUCAGGGCCUUCACCUAAUCGCCCUUUGUUUCUCCCUGUUGGAAAGGCCUGGUAAAAUAGUAGUUGAUAGGUAGUCAGGGCUACUUGCUAGUUGGGAAUUUGCAGCAGAAAUGGGGGGGCAAGGAAGGACGGGGGCGGGCUUUGAGAGCCCCAUGCUCUCUCUCAAGCAAGCUGGACCUCACUGUCUUCCUGAUGGUUUGUGGGAAUCUCAAACCUCCUCAAGAAGUUUACAGUAAGCCUGAUGAAGUCCAAACAUAAUGUGACUUCAACAUGCUUGAGUUAAUAGUGCUACCCUGGAGCUAUUGUCAUCAUUGCUUGCAAGCCUGGAAUAGACAUGCCACCUUGUCCUUUUCAAAGACCAGGGAAAACCAGGAAGUUGUGUUGCUUCAAAUUUUGUUGGACUGCAGUUCCCACUACCCCUGGCCUUUGGCUGUGCUGGCUGACGCUGACAGGAGUUGGAAUCCCUUUUAUUUAGAAUAAUUUAUGCACUGCUUAAUCAAAGGAACCCUAUGCAGUACACGUAAAAUGUAAAGCAAGUAUAACUUUAAACAAUUAUCAACAUACAAAUAAAAUCAGCAUAAAUUAAAGACAAGUACAGUGGUACCUUGGUUUACGAACUUAAUCCGUUCCGGAAGUCCAGUCUUAAACUGAAACUGUUCUUAAACCCGAGGUGUGCUUUGAGGCCUCCCGCCACCAGUGCUCUUCCACUGUUCAGAUUCCGUUGUUAGACUGAGGUAAAGUUCACAAACCGGGCCACUACUUCUGGUUUUGCAGAGUUUGUAAACCGAAUCGUUUGUAAACCGAAUUGUACGUAAACAGAACUGUUCUUAAACUGAUGUACUGAUGUACUACUGUACACACAACUUCUUUAUAUGCCUACUACAAUGGAAUUUAUUUAGAGCAGGCAUCUGAAACAGCAUGACAGGUGGAAACUAGUCAUCUUUAUUUGCUGCUCUGCCUACGUCUGCCUUUGGCUUAGCCCGCCUCUGACAUAUGGACCCCAGAAUGGAAAACUGGCCCUUGGGCUGGGAAAGUUGCCCACCCCCACUUUAACAGGAGACGGGCAGGGCUUGAGCCUGCCCACACAUACAUCCCAGCAUGCAUGCACCCCUCUGGGUCACCCAUUCAGACAAGCAAGAGGCAUGACCAGAGUUCAAGGGCAAAUUCCAGCCAGGCAAAAACUCCCAAGAAGAGUGUGAAGCAAGAAUAGUGCGUGUGUGGGCUAGGGCCAGGACCCCGGAGCCCAACAGAGAGCCUUUGAGGUCUGCAUUUGGCCCAUGGGCUCAAGGCUUCCCACCCUUUUGUUCGGAAGUUCAGGCACCAAAGAUGAACGGGACCUCACAGAGGCCUGGAAGCUUCCCCCAAGGGGUCCUGUGUGGCGUUCCUGAGCGCAAGCAAAGAAGACGGCAGAUUCGCUCCCAUCGCAUUCUCUGCAGCUGCAAGCAGGCCUGGAGCCCCUUUGCACACUGGCCUUCGAGGGGAAAGCUGGGCGGGGGUGGCUCUGGAAUAUUAAUAGCCACCCUCUGGGUGAGGAUGUCCCAGAGCAGAUGGCAAGCGCUCACAGCCAAGAGCGCACGCCUGACCAAGCAAUGCGCAGAAACAAGGCGAGACGCAGGAACCUUGCCUGUUCACGCUGCCUCUGCCCUCUCACUCUGCCCCAGGAGAUGCCACUUUGCCCACAUUCUCAAGAUCACAUCCUUUACUUAAAGCAACAACAAAUCAACAAAACAAUAGCUGAAUGAAGAUGAAAGAAAAGCCACUCCCAAUUUUGCCUCUGCUCAAGCCAGUGGGGAUUCAAAUCCCCAUUCCGUUCAUCUGCAUGCAUUGAAAGAGGGGCAGGAAUCCAACUUUCUGCCAUCCCAAUUUAAUAUUCAUUGCUCUAUAUAUACAUGGCCCAACUGUAAGAACAUGGGAUUCCCUUGCUGAUUUAGACCAAGGGAAAUUUAAUCCAGACUCUGCUUCCAAAUGCAGCCAGCCCCAAGUGCUUGGCUGCUCAUGAGCAGGGCAUGACAAACAGGACACACACACCCCGGUGUUAGUUCCCACUGCCUGCCAUUCAGGGGUAUACCUCAGUAUUGCCUUUGAACAUGGAGGUUCUGUUUAGUUGUGAUCUUGAGAAACGUGUGGCAAUGGCGUACCUAAUGGCUUUUUUGAAAAGCAAGCCGAGCUUUCGCCAAUUCCACUGCCCAAGAACCUCACCCCCUCUGCUGUGUUUUAGAUCAGGAGUGGGGAAGUUCUGCCCCCACACCAAGAUGUGGCUAAAUCACAUCCGCCCUAGCAAGCAUGGCCAAGUGCCAGGCAUUAUGGGAGUUGUAGUUCAGCAACAUCUGGUGAGCCAAAGGGUCCCUACAUUUGUUUUGAGUUAUCAUGGCAGCUUGAAAGUGUGGGAAUGUUCAAGGUGGCAGGAGAGGAUGUAUUGUUUAUUAAUAUCCUUCCUAACUUGCGCUAGCAAGUUCCUUUACGUAGCAGAGUUACAUUCCCCCUUUUAUAUGCACAGCAGAUAGCUGGCUGCAGACUCAUGUGAGCCUCUCACUAUUAUACAAUUCAAUCUGUCUCAGACUGAAUUGUACAUUCCUGGUAAGUUCCCUUGAAUCCCUCUUAAAAGAAUAAAGACGCGACAAUCUUAUUCAAAGUCAAUAAAAGAAGUUUACUCGCAUCAGUUGACAGUUGGAUUCCUGAAGGCAGACUUAGUUACAAAUACGUACAUGUGGAUCUAUCCCAUUUGGAGGAAUAAUCCCAGUGCUUCUGCUAACUGAGAGCUAGCAGAACAGUCCUAGCUAGAAGCUGGUCAAUUGAAGAAGGAAGUCAAAAAGAGGGAGGCGUGCUGUGUGACUCGUCCUUUUGUUACCUGUACAGGUUAGGUCACGCCCACCUUCUAUCACAUGCAAAAGGAAGGAUGCUCCAGCCAGGAGGAACAGGAAGUUUUGACUGGCUGGACCAAACAUCCCCUCGCAUGUCUUCUCUAGCAUUUCAAGGAAUGUUGUACUUGACUGCCUCUCAUGGAUCACAUCCCACAGAAAGCAUAUUGGUGGCAGAGUGUAUAUGUGCAAGGGCCCAUUAGUCUAGAGCAGGGGUCGGCAAGGCUUACUGGGCAUAGGCUGGAUCACUCCCGCGGAGAUUCUCCGUGGACCAGACCGGCGCAGUGUGACGCCGGAAAUCGCGUCUGCGCAUGUCCGCAGUGCAGGAAAUGGCUUCUGCACAUGCCCAGACACCGAAAACCGUGCCUGCGCAGAAGUGAUUUUCAGUGUCUGGGCAUGCGCAGAAGCAAUUUCUGGUGCUGCAGACAUGCGCAGAAGCGAUUUUUGGCGCCUGGGCAUGUGCAGAAGCAAUUUCCGGAGCCACGGAAGAGAGUCUCCGGUUUAGCGCAGCGCGUGGGGACUUGCUGAGCAGGCAGCUCGGUUUGGGGGCGGCUCGUGGGCCAGUUAAACGGCCUCCAUGGGCCGCUUCUGGCACAUGGGCCUUAGGUUGCCUACCCCUGGUCUAGAGCAGGCAUCCCCAAACUAAGGCCCGUGGGCAGGAUAAGGCCCGAGGGACUCAUUUAUCUGGCCCACAGCGACCCCCGCUGCCCGCAGCCCGCCGCCGCCUGCUCUUACCAGCAUGGUGCGGCUGCCCACUUCUGUGUCGGAGGAGCACCGGAAAUAGCUUGUGCACAUGUGCAAGCAUUAUUUCCGGUGCACAUCCGGGUCAGAGGAGGCCCAUGCGCACAAGCAUUUCCGGUGCUCCUCCAACCCGGAAGUGCGCUGGAAAUAGCGUAUGUGCACGCGCUCCCCCGCCCUCUGGCCUGCCACGCGAUCAGCGCUGGAGACACCACGCCUCGGGCCGGAGUCUCCAGCUCCGAGGUAAGUUUGCUGACCCCUGGUCUAGAGCCAGGGUUGACGUAGGUAGGAGAAACUAUUGGCCCUUCAGAUCUUGUUGGGACUCCACUUCCCAUCGGCCCCAGCAAGCACAGCCAAUGGUCAGGGAUGAUGACAGAGGCAGUCCAACACGAGGAAGACUGAAGUGUCUCCGUCUCUGAUAUAAACAGCUGGGCUGCAAGUCUGUUGAGGGCUUUUCAUGUUCGCCCAGGCAACUGUGUGGAAGCCCCCAGAUUACGAACCAGGUUCUUGGCUUAAAGUCCUUCCCCCAGAAACUGAACAGCCCCCCGCAGGCAGGUUUUCCGGUUUUCCCAUUCGGGGUCCCAGCGUGGCCCAUCCCCCCCCGUACCCACCCCUCUCUAACAACUCCCCAUUUUGUGUCCUUUGCAGGCCUCCCUAAGGUGAUGUACAUCAGCUACACAGAACUGACCAUGGGGCCCACAUGA